AUGGCCCCGACACAACGUGUUGGUGGUGAGGAGGAGCACGAGUUGGAGGAGGUCGAGUCGGCCGUUGAGGUCGAAUGUCUCGAGCAGUAUGAGCAUCAGCUCGGCCGAUUUAAGGAUGAGCGCGACCGGAUCCAGAAGAAGACCUUCACAAAAUGGGUGAACAAGCAUCUAGCCAAGGCAGGUUCACGCGUGGAGGAUUUGUUCGAGGAUCUGCGUGACGGGUUCAACCUUCUCAGUCUACUCGAAGCACUGUCAGGAGAGAGACUCCCUCGGGAGAACGGUUUCACCAGAUUUCACCGCAUCCAGAAUGUGCAGUACAGUCUCGACUUUUUGAAGAGUCGAAAUGUAAAAGUGGUGAACAUCCGCGCAGAAGACAUUGUGGAAGGGAGCGCCAAGCUGACGCUCGGUCUCAUCUGGACAAUCAUCCUGAAUUUCCAGGUCUCCGAGAUCCUGGGAGCAGAGAGCGGCACCUCAGCCAGGGACGCUCUUCUCCAAUGGGCUCGAAAGGUGACGGCCGGUUAUCCCCGGGUGAACGUGACGAAUUUCGGGUCAUCGUGGCGAGAUGGGCUGGCGUUCAACGCCAUUCUACACCGCUACCGCCCCAAUUCGAUCGAUUGGGCAAAGAUCAGCGACGCCUCCGUCUCCAACAAGGAGCGUCUCGAAAAUGCGUUCCGCGUCGCCGAGCGCGAAUGGGGCGUCACCCGGUUGAUUGACGCGGAAGACGUCGAUACCGAGCACCCCGAGGAGAAAUCGAUCAUCACCUACGUCUCCGAGCUCUACAACAAGUUGCCCCAUUUGCCAGAGAUGAGCAAGCUUGAACGUCUCCAAGCCGAGUUCGAGGCCGAAGCACAACAAUGGAUCGACUGGGUCACCCGGAUGACAUCUCUAAUCGAUGAGCGCCUAUUCACCGCCUCAUCCGAAGAGCUCCUCUACGAGCUCGGGCGAUUCAGAGACGAAGAUCUACCCCCAAAACAUGACGAAAAGUUGCGACUGGAGAACAUCUACCAUCGACUGGAGAGUACAGGGGUGUUGGGUGUCCCGCAGCGAUUCAGCCCGGCGAAUUUGAAUCGAUUGUGGAAUGAAUUGUUGGACUCGAUGGAUCGAAGACAGGCUCUGCUCAUGGAGCGUCAAGCUAACCAGUCCUCUGCCGACGAUCUGAUCUCUCGUCUGACCCGUGGAAUUGGAAUCACCAACGAGAAGCUCGACCUCAUUCUCCAUCGCAUCGAAGACGUCGAAGCGCGCGUCGACCGGAGCCCGCCCACCGAAAUCGAGCGUGCCGUCCACGGGAUUGUUGAUGAUCUGAACGUGUUGGAGAGCCCGAUCCAGGGAUUCUUUGAAGAUGUUGAUGAACUAAAGGAGCAACGACACCCCGACGCCAAUGAUUUCUAUCGACAGGUGUACGGCCUUCACCAACGCCGCACGGCCUAUCUGGAGCGUCUGACGAAUCGCCUGCUGACCCGUCUUGGCCUUCGCACCGAGACCCUGCGCCGCGAGAACACAGAACGCCUGGAGACGGCCCGAAAAUCGACUUUCUCCCGGGUUGAGGAGUGCAUCGAAUGGGUUCGCACUCGUCUGGAGCGCCUCUCCAACAUGGAAUUCGUUGAAGACCUCGAAGUCCUGGAGACAAUGUUCGAAAAGCACAAGGUCGACAACCGAGACAUCCAAGACUUCCGCCAAAGCGUUGACGAGUGCAUCGCCCGCCAGGCCGAGGUCUCCGCCGAGGAUACGCAUGACUACUGUGAACUGUUGCGUAUCUUGGAGAGCGAGUACCAACAGCUGCGCGACCUCUCUGCUGGCCGUAUGCUGGAUUUGGACUCGCUGAUCGCCUUCGUCCGUGCCGCCCAAAUGGAACUCGUCUGGGUAUCCGAACGCGAGGAGAUCGAAGUGACCCGAAACUGGUCCGACAUCCGACAGCUCGACACCCCGAUGCUGCAGAACUACUACAAACAACUUCUACACGAAAUUGAACUCCGCGAAAAGCCCUUCAACGACGUCCACAAUCAAGGAGCCGCCCUCCUCAACCAGGGCCACCCCGCCGUCCACGUCAUCGAGGUGUACCUCAGAACUAUGACCUCCCAGUGGGACUGGCUGAUGUCGUUGUCGAAGUGCUUGGAAGAGCAUCUCCGCGACGCCCUCAACUUGAAGACGUUCAUGGAGGAGGCCGCGGAGGCCGAGGAAUGGAUGGAGCAACAGACAGCACACCUCGAGAGAUCGUACACAAGGACCGAUUUCUCGUUGGAGGAGGGCGAGCGGUACCUCAAGGAGCUCGAAGAGAUCGACGAGACGAUCAAGAAGUACCAGGAUGUGCUGCACCAGCUCACCGAACGUGUCGCCAACAUCUCGCCGUUGUGGCAGCGUGGUGAGCGCAUCUCGCGCCCGAUUGUCGUCACCGCCCUCUGCGACUACUCUAGCAAGGAGGUGAACAUCCGUGCCGGAGAUGACGUUGCCCUGCUCGACAACUCCGACCUGAUCCACUGGCGCAUCCGUGAUAUCUCUGGACAAGAAGGCUCUGUCCCAUCCGUGGUCUUCCGUAUUCCUCCACCAGAUGGUCGCCUUGCCGAGAUCCUUGGUCGUCUCCACCAGAGACUCGAGAAGCUGCGCAGGCUGUGGGAACGCAAGCGUCGCCUCGUCCACUUCUACAUGGUGCUGAACACGAUGAAGCAAAUCCAGGGAUGGGAUCUCGACACGUUCAACUCCAUUGACCCCAAGGCCAGGGAUGAGAUCAUUAAAGCCCUGCAAACGGACGUGAACAAGCUGCUCAGCGAGCUCGACCGCGAUGACCCGUUGUACAAACGGUUGAAGGACGAGUUCCAGAGAACGAUGGACCACUUCUACAAUCUCCUCAAUCAAAGCCAACGACCCCCAGAGCCCGACUACAACUCCCAAUAUGACCAGGCUGUUGCUGAUCUUCUCCGGAAACUCGAUGAAGCCUGGAGGAAGCUGAACGAGAGGGUCGGAAAGCCGUUGCCAAGGACCCCCGAGGAGCUCGAGAGGGAGAUCGUCGAGCACAAGCAUUUCGAAGAUGCUCUCCAGGCCCUGGACGCGGACGUGGCGAACGUGAAGGAACUGUUCAGACAGCUGCCCAACCCCACCCCAUCUCAGCGCAUCAACAACGAGAAGCUGGGCGCCGUUUGGGAGAAUUUGUGGGAUCUGUCGAGGAUGUACGUCGAGAGGAUCAAGGUCCUUGAAGCCGUCCUGAACGGUAUGGUCGAAGUAGACGACAUCGUCCGCGCCCACGAGGUCACCCUCAACAGCUUCGACGACCUGCCCGCCGACAUUGCCAAACUGCGCGGCGUCCACUCGCAGCUGCUGGAGAUGAACAUGGUCCUCCAACAACAACAAACCGUCAUCGACACGCUCAACAGGAAUGUUGCCCUCCUUCGCCAGCACGUCGCCCGAACAAGGAUUGAUGUUCACAGCCACCCCGACGUUGACCGUAUCGAAGAAGAGGUUCAACAACUGAACGUGCGCUGGGAGAAUGUCGGUGCUCAAGUUGCCGAACGUCUGAAGGCCGUCGAGAGGGCCCUCCAGAUCCAGAUGGUCUACCGCAGCGAAUGGGAGAAUGAGAUGGCGUGGCUCGAUCGAGUCGAGGCAACGAUCAACCAGCUGAGGAAACCGGAGGAGCUGAAGCCGGAGCAGUAUCAGAAGCAGCUCGACAUCCUCGUGGCUGAAUAUGCUCAACUACAGGAGCAUACUGAUGCCAUUGAGAAUGUGAAUCGUGAAGGAGGAAAAUUCAUUCGGGAUGCCAAGCAAUUCGACAUCCGCUUGAACCAGUACAGCGACAACGUCGUCCGCCAUCACGGAACCGGCAUCCGGAACGAGUUCCGCAGAUCGCAGCCCCAGCCAAAGAACGGUGCCACCCAGGUGACCGAGGAGUUGGAGCAGCUCAACCGCCGCUUCGCCCAGCUCUCGUCGCUGAUCCUCGAGCGCCGCAACAUUAUGCAGGUCCUCAUCCAGAACUGGAAGCGCCAAAAGCAGGAAGAGGAAGACCGACGAAAAGCCGAAGAAGAGGAGAAACGACGAGCAUUCGAAGCCGCCCGCCUCAAGGCUCUCGAAGACGCUGAUCCCUUUUUAAAUGGAAUUAAAAUUGUUACCUUAUUUAUUAACGAAAAAUAUCUUGAGCCGCUCAAGCCGAUCAUCGGUGGCUUUGGCGAAGAGGGCGUCGACGAGUUCGAGGAGGUCCAGCCGAUCACCCAUCAGCCCAAGAUCUCGGAGCACGAGGACGAGAUGCAAACCUACCAAGAGGAGACGAUCACUUCUACCCAAUUCUACGAGAUGGAAGGCGUGCUGCACAAACAGACCGGAGAGAUUCUGACGUUUGUGGAGGCUGUCCGCCAGGGUCUGCUCGACCUGCACGCCGGUGGUGGUCAAUUCUUCGAUCUUCACUCUGGAUCGAGGCUGACCCUGAAGCAAGCCGCCGAAUUGGGAUACAUUGAUGGAGGAUUUGAGGAAACCCUGAACAAGCACUGGGGCCUCAACCAUCCCGAUACUGGAGCAUCACUCUCCCUCCUCGACGCCAUCCAGAUCGGUCUCUACGAUCCGGAUAUCCGCCAACUGCGCGACAUCCACACUGGCGAGGUGCUCGACAUGAUGGAGUGCGUGACGAAGAAGAUCGUCUCCUUCGACAAUCAGCACAAGCUGAUCAAGAUGGGAGUGCUGAAGCUGCCCCCAAUGUCUCUGCAAGCGGCCAUUGACCAGAAUGUGCUCAACACGCAUACUGGGGAAUUUGUGUUCAAAUACACGAAGGAGCAGAUGCCGUUGAAGGAUGCUAUCUAUCACGGAUAUGUCCGUGUUGGAGGCGGUGCCACCGGCCAACCAGCCAUGAUCGCGGCCACCCUCAGCGACGCCAUCGAGUACAACCUCAUCAACGGCAACAACGGCGAGUUUGUCGACAAACACGGCGACGACAAGUUCACCCUCCGCGAGGCCACCAGCAAGCAGAAUGCCCUCCUCAACACCCAUGUACCGGAGAUUGUCAACACGGCCGAUAAGACGAGGCUCACCCUCGGCCAGGCCCUCGUCCGCAAUGCGAUCGAUUUGCGAGCAGGGAACUUCAGGGAUCUGCAGCACAAGCAGAACCUGUCCCUUCGCGAGGCCCAUCGCGAAGAUCUCAUCUGCCGACCGCGCACCAUCACCGAGAUGCACGAGAAGAACCUCAUCGACUCCACCGGUCAAUUCAUCGAUGCGGCCACGAAAUCGCGAUAUUCGCUGCUCGAGGCCAUCGGAGCCGGUAUCCUCGACGCCGAGGUCCGUCACAUUGUUGACCCUGACGAGCAGGACGUCAUCUCCAUCGCCGCCGCCCUGGAGCGAGGCCUUCUGAAUGCCCACGGAAAGAUCUGCCUCGAGAAGGAGCAGCGGGAAUUCUCGAUUGGAGAGGCACUCCGUGAGGGACUCCUCGCCAAGAGGGUCCGCCAUUCCAUCUUUGACAUCAAGGGAUUCAAGAACACCCAAACCGGCGGGCUGCUCUCCUACAACGAUGCUGUUAAUGUGGGAGUGCUCAUCCCCAACGCCGAGAGGGUCGUCGACUUGGCCACCCGGGACAGCUUCAUGCUGUCGGAUGAGAGGGCGAAGGACAUCGUCGACCCUGUCCUCCUCGACCUCCUCGUCAAGCCAAUCGGAAUCCGCGAGGGUUCGAGCUCCCUCUCCGUCAUUCGCGCCGUUGCCCGUGGACUGAUCGACGCCGAAAAGGCCGUCUUCUUCGACAAGGGAUCCCGCCAAGAAUACACGGUCCCCCAGGCUUACGAGCGUGGUCUCGUCUCACUCCGUGGAGCUCUUCAACUCCAAGGAAUGUUCGACAUCCACCCCUCACUCGUGGCCCCGGUCAAGCGUGUCGACAAGAAGAAGCGCAUCUCUCGCCCUGGCGCCUCGGGGCCAUUCGAGUUGGCCGCCGAUCAGGUCAAGGUCACCCUUGAGGAAGCGAUGAAACAGGGGCUGAUCGACUCGAGGACCCAACGAUUCCGACAGGGUGAUAUCGACAUGUCGUUGCAGGAUGCCCUCUCUCAGGGUCUCAUCGAUCCGGCUUCAGAAUGGGUUGUCCCGGCCAAGGAAAAGGGUGCUGGCCCGACAAUUGAGGAGAAGACGACGGAGAGUGUCAUGGAGACUGGACAACAACUUGCCCCCAAGGUGUACCCCGACAAGAAUGUCGAGGAGUCUGUCACUACAGUCAAGAGGGUACGAACAACCGAGACGACUGCUUUGGGAGGUCCUGGAGGUGUUUCUGUCUAUAGGGCUAUCACAGGAGCCAAGGGAGCAUUGGAGGUGCCGGCCAGUGGAUACCAUCUUUAUGAAGCUGAGCGCAAGGGUAUCGUUGAUCUUACUUCCGGAAAAAUCACUCCACCUGGAAUCGAUCAGACCCUUUCCUUCAAGGAAGGCAUCGAACUCGGCAUCAUCGACGCACGCACUAUCCUUGUCCGUGACCGCAGCGGCCGUAUGGUGAAUGCGAAGGAAGCCCUCGAAAACGGAUCAAUGGAUGAGAAUGGACGAGUGAAGGGUAGCCCCCUUGAAAGAGCCAUCGAGGAGAAGACCAUCGUCGUCGAGGCGGAAGCCUUGGUGCCGAUUGAUGAGGGCAACAAGAUCAUCCAAUUCUCCACCCAAUCUGGCCCCGUGCUGGCCUUCCGUUCCGUGGGACAUCCGGUUGUUGAGGAGACCGAGCAGGCGUGGUCUUUCGACUCUCAGAAGGGAGAGCUCGUCGAUCAUGUUUCAGGGCAACGGCUUACUUUGGAGGCCGCUGUCGCUUCCGGAAAACUGCAACGCGAAGAUCUGCGCGUACGCGACGCCCUGACCGGCCGCGAAAUGGGCUUCGAGGAGGCCGAGAAGUGGGGAAUCAUCGACAGCCGAUCCGGCUAUUAUAUGGACAAGAACACCGGCCAUCGCCUCACCUUCACCGAGGCCGCUCAACAGCACCGCAUCUACCCGACUGGAGGUGUUCCCGACAAUGCUGGAGAUGCCCUCCACACCACCGUCAAGGUCCACACCCGCACCGCCGUCGCCAAGAAGGAGGCGCUAGCCGGACCUGGAGCCCUGACUGGAGGAUCAUCCUUCGGACAGGCCAUCGGAUGGUAUGACAGCAACACCGGCACGUUCACCCAUCCCGAGACCCAGAAGCAGCUCACCCUCAAGGAAGCCAUCGUGAAGGGCAUGUUCAACCCGUACGACAUCACCGUCGUCGACAAGAGGCGCAACAAGGAGAUGAACUUGUUGGAGGCGAUGGACGAGGGAUUGGUUGAUGAUACCGCGGGAACGGUUACGGAUAGCAACACCGGCCGCCAUGUCAAUUUGAAGGACGCGUUGAGCCAGGGACUCCUCAAGGGCAAAUCCGUGGCCGACAUCGUUGAGCGCGACUUCACCGGCCGAGCUGAACCCCGUCAACCCCCAGCAAUUACCCAACACCACUCGACCUCUGGCCAUUCCACCCAUCAGAACUUCUCCAUCCCCCAUCAACAUGGCGGUCACCGUAUUGUCGAGCAAUCCCUUCAAUACACCGAUUUCUCCCCCUCCGGCGGCCCCUCUUCCGUCGCACUUCGUGGUGACGGCCGUGGCCCCCGACAGGAGAUGAUGGAUCUGGGCGGAGGUCAGCAAGUCGUCGUCAAUGUUGUCCGCGAUGAGCACGGAAUUGAGAAGGGACAGUACGUGGACCCAAAGACUGGAAUGAAGUUCACGAUCCAAAUGCAUGGAGAUCCGUUUGUGACCGAGACGAAGACGACCGUCAAGAGCACUUCGCAGGUGCAAUCCGUCGAGCUUGAGCCCCAUGCCGAAUUCGUCGGCAUCGACCGCAUCCGCGACAAGCGCAACAACCGCGUGAUGAGCCUCGAAGAUGCGAAGAGAAUCGGACUGGCCCGUGUCGACAAGAAGGGCAAGCAGCACACCAAGACCUACGCCGCCUUCCGAUCCAAUCUCCAUAACGCCGUCACCAAGGGAGUCGUCGACGGAAACGGGUCAAAGAUCUCUUUGGAAGACGCCAUUCGCUCUCGUCUCAUCGAUCUGAACGGCUUGACGUACGCCGACCCGAAGAGCGGCGACAGUGUCCCAUUGGCCCAAGCAGCUAAUAUGGGACUCCUGGAUGUGACCCUCUCGGAGACGCUGCCAAAGGGCGUCAUCCACCCAACCACCAACGAGAGGAUCCCAAUCUCCAAGGCCGUACAGCUCGGCAUCGUCGACGGAAGAACGGGCGAGGUGCGAAACCCGCACACUAAGGAGAGACUAACAUGGCUGGAUCUGCUGAAGCCCGUCUACAACGCCGUCACCAGCGAGGGAAUCUACGAUCCGACGAAGGGAUACGGGGUUCCGGUUUCUGUUGCGUUGAAUGAGGGAUUGAUCGAUGGAAAGACCGGAAGAUACCAUAACCCGAUUACUGGAGAAUAUACCGAUAUUGAGCACGCGUUGGACAAGGGAUUGAUGGAUAGGGGUACCCACGAGGCGCUCACCCGGCCGUCGAUUCGCGAUUUCCACACAAACCGCGACGUCUCACUGAUCGAAGCCGUACGCAGCGGUAUCGUUGACCCGAAGAACCGUACCGUCCAGCUGAGCCGUCAGAGCAUUGUCCCUAUUGCCAAGGCUCUCCAGGAUGGCCGUAUCCCAAGAGACAUCGGGGAACGUCUUCGACAGGUGGACAAGCUGACCCUGGCGGAGGCGUUGGGCAAAGGCCUGGUCGACGUGACGAACAACAUGUUCCGCGACCCAGACACCGGCCGUCAAAUGUCGAUGCAACAAGCUGUAGAUGAGGGAUUCAUGGAUGCGGGAAGCGUUCGACCGAUGGAAGGGGCCGCCGAAACCAAUUUGGCCAACGUUCUCGAGUCGCACGAUUUCGAUGAGAGCUCUGGACGAUUGCGCGAUAAGAAAUCGGGAUUGCAUCUUCCUUUUAAGGCAGCCGUCGACCGUGAUCUGAUCGAUGGUGAAUCGCUGCUACACGAGACCGAUUCUGCCCAAACCCUUACCCUCCGUGAAGCCCUCGCCCGUGGACGUAUUGACCAUGAUGGGAAAUAUGUUGACCCGAAGAGUGGACAGAAGAUGAGACUGAAGGAAGCUGUUGAACACGGACAUUUGGCCCUCAUUGCAUCCCCAAUGGAGGCUGGACGAGUUGUGGCUGAGGCCGUGAAACGACGUGACGCCGAGGGAUACAGGUUCCGCCUGGAAGGCCUCGACGAAGCCAAGGCCCACCACCGACACUCGAAUCCUCGAGUCGCCGAAGAAACGACCGUCUACCGGCUGAACAGGCCAAACGAACCCGGAUUGGCCGUCAGGAUGAGGAUGUCUGAUUCGACUGGACAUGCCGCUGACCGAGCACGCUCGAUCAUCGAAGACCCGUCCUCACUGGCCGAGAUGCAGCACGAAUUUUUGAGUGCCCUUGAAGCUGCUCAAUUCGAUACUGAGGGACGCGUCAUCGAAAACCCUGCCACCAACGAUCGGGUGUCGGUUCGCGAAGCUGCCGAGACUGGCCUUUUGGACGUGAUGUCCGGGGAGAUUGUGCACCCAACCACCGGCCGCCGAUACACCCUCCCGAAGGCCGUCCAGAUGAAGCUGCUCCAGGUUGAACCGGCCCGACGACUCAUGCACGCCUUUGGCCAAUCCACCGAUGAGCUCGAGCCCCGACAAUCUUCGAGCGCCUUCUCACCCGGUGGUACCACGACAACGACGUCUUAUGGACAACCCGGUGGUGGAUAUGGUGGAUAUACUGAGAGGACGACAACCCAUUCAUCCACUGCCCCUGCCACUUCUGGAGAUGGAGAGGUCACCACCAGGACAUGGACAAAGACGGUCGACUGGAAGGGAAAGCCGGAAGAGCUGCGCCACUCGCAGACCGACCCGUUGGAGCAGUACACCAGCUACGCCCGUGACAAUGAUGAGAGGGUGGAUGCCCCCGAGUGGGCACGCCGUCAU
Molecule: messenger RNA, 9876 nt
Organism: Mesorhabditis spiculigera
Lineage: Eukaryota; Metazoa; Nematoda; Chromadorea; Rhabditida; Rhabditidae
Source: the annotation of a GenBank genome assembly